This is a messenger RNA of Vitrella brassicaformis, 3534 nucleotides long. The record is from the annotation of a GenBank genome assembly. Lineage: Eukaryota; Vitrellaceae.
CUCCGAGUCGGAACUGAAGCGGCCAGUGGCACGAUGGCUUUGCGGCUUAAGCAGAGGAGCGGGGCUGCAGUUCAGAUCGUCCCCCAUGGCUUCAGCAGCAGCGAAUCAUCAGACGCUGGCGGUGAGAGCGAGUCCACAUGCAGUCAUACAGGCACGAGAGGGCUUCCUUGCGUGUGCUGAUCAUCCCAGUCGAUAUAUCUGCUGCAAGAGAGGAGUCUCUCUCGAGCUCGUCUUCGUCGGCAGCGCCAGAAGCACCAGAAGCUGACGCUCAUGAAGAAGAAGCCGCUGUCGAGGCCGGCGAGCGGCCCCAGGUCACGGUGCGCAUCGAGGGACAGCCGGCGGCGGGAGAGACUGCCGUACAAAUGCCGGUGGUGAAGAGGAGGGAGGAGCGGGAGGGGACGGGGGCGUCCUACCGGUCAGCGCUGUCCUCCACACUCGCUGGAGGCAUCAAGCUCGACCCCAAGAUCAAACAGGCCGUCAGAGCACUGAGUAAGCUGCUCGUUGUACUUGUGUGUAUCUACGGGGUUCAUGGAAAAUUGUCUGCUGGGCACAUUGUAUUACCUACCUUUUGCCGGCAGUGAAGCCGGGCGCCGUGAGGGACGAACACGAUCUGAUGUUGCUUGAGGAGGUGUUGGGGGAGAUACAGUUGCUGAGAGAGUCGAAGCUACCGCAGACAUCGUCAUUGAGAAAGGUAAGACCAGAGGAAGGACACUAAGAGCUCUCUUUUUCCAUGGCAUACAUGUGUCUGUCUCUAUCGAUUGUGUGCUGCCAGGAGUUUUUCCGUGCUUUGAAUGUCGAGAAGUACAAAGAAGGGGCCGUCAUUAUCAACCAGGUUUGUCCACCCAAGGAUUUAUGUAUGUAUGGAUCGGAACGGAGCCAAACACGUAUCUUGCUCGUACACUCACUUGUAGGGUGAAGUGGGCGACAUGGCGUACAUCAUACUGUCUGGGAUUGUGGGGGUGUACAAGAAGAUGAUCGGCCAGGGCACCAAGCGCGUGCAUACACAGGUGGGGGAGGGAGUGGAACAGGCAGGCAGGCGGGCCGCCUCUCCUCAUGUUUAGCGGUGGGAGGCGCAUGUCUCGCUGUGGUGUACAUAACAUAUAGGUAUUGUGUUGCAGUAUCCCAUGGACAUGUUCGGGACACUUGCUCUCAUGAAUGGUGCGCAGCGCAGCGCACAUGCGAUGCGUGUGCAGAGAGAGACAUGAAUUUUAAAGCAGGAUCGAAUCGACCACCCUUCCUUCCUUCCUUCCUUCCUUUUCUUUCGGCUGCAGAUGCGCCACGUGCCGCCAGCUGCAAGGCUCUGACAUAUCCCACAUAUGUAAGACUGACUGUACUGAUGCAUACGUACGUACACACACGUUCAAAUGGCGAUAGAUGUGUUUCUGGCGCGUGUGCCUGCAGGUGGCCACUCUCACCAAGGCGGAGUAUCAGAGAUUCGUCAAAGGUGCGGUGCGUCAGGCCAGCCAGGCCAUCUUGACACACAUGUAGUUGCUUUCUGUUCUUUACCAGUCGAGGGCAACAGGGAGCAGGUGGAGUUCCUCAAGGUUUGCGCACACAAUCAACAGUCUCCCUCUAUUGAUUCGCUGCCCCCCGCCCUCAAUAAUCAUUUGCAGGGCAUAUUGAGGAAUGUGACGUAUCAGGUGGUCAUCAACAUCUCAUUCGUGCUCAAGAAGAUCCGAGUCGGUCGGGGAGGCACCAUCACACUGGCUGGACAGGUAGGCACCGACAGACAAUGCAGAGGUCGCAUUCCGUCUAAUUCCUUUCCUUUCUCCAUGAGCAGGAGGCCACCCACAUGUACUUUCUCACCUCCGGCAUCUGCUGCGUGGUACAAACCGACAGACCCAUCAGUAAGAAACACGUAGGCACAACAAUGGCGCCAUCGGUCUGCUCUGCCCCCCAUUGACGGAUGCAGGCGCCGACAACAGAGAGUCCCGAGAGCGUCGCCGCUCCUCUUUUGUCCCCCGUGCCAGCUCCCACUCACACGUCGAUGUCGUGGAGGACAUAACAGCGGCAGGAAUGAUGAGCCCCAGCUCUCACCGCAAAUCGGACGCCCUCAGCUUGGCAACGGUGCCUUCUGGGACGCAGCUAGCGUCCUAUCGGUCGCAUGGCCAGAUGGUCGCAGCGAGCAGCAAGACAAGUGUGGUUGAGGGUGAGUUUGCGCCAGGCAUGCUCAACCGUGGCAAGGUUCUCAGUGUGCUGCACCCUGGGACCUACUUUGGCGACGAGGGAUUGUUCAGUCCUUCGGGGAGGUGGCGCCACACGAUUGUCGCGGCCACUCAUGUCGAAGUGCUGGCACUGGACAGGUACUCUGUGUGCAUGUGACCACCACACACGAUGGACACCCGUGGAUGCGAUGCAUGCGUGCAUCUGACUGACUGACAGGGAGAACUUCUACAAGCGCAUUCCAAAGUGGGUGGGACACCCACCAGCUCUCCACACACCAGAUCCAUCGCUCAACCGUCGGUGCGUGUGCGUGCAGGGGCCUAAUUCAUCAGAUGGAGGAUCGGUAUGAGCAGCGUCAAGAGUUCAGGAGGGCCCAGGAGGAGGGGCAGGCACCCGCCAGGGUGCCACCAGACGUCGUACGGCGGUUCGAUGAGGGUAGGUCAGGAGGAGCCGGCAUCCACUUAGUGAGCCACAACAUGAUCGACGAUCUUGCCGUGGUUUUACAGACGAGAGACGGCAUCUCCGACACGUCAAGUUUGGUGCGCAUAGACGGGAGCGCCUCAGAUGUGCUGUGCACUCACUUGCCUUUCUUUGUUCCUGCAGGCAAGUUCCCCCCGGUGCCCCAUCAAGCCAACACACAUGUAGGCAGCUCAGCUCACACCGGAGGAAGAAAAAGUGACCCGUCUUUCUCCCUUCAAUGGAUUGCAUCUCAUCUCAGGGUGUGUACAAUAUCGGCGAAAUGAAAAGGCAAGAAGGAAUGCUCAGGAGCAUGGCGCUCAUCCGAGCAGACACGAGCACACGUAUGGGUAUGGGUAUCUAUCUGUGCAGGGCGCGGGAGCUCAAGAUACCUAGAUGGUCUGAGAAUCCAAGGUAGGCUUACAGACAGACAGCCUGCUGAGACACGUACUAAACACACCCAUUAUGUGUGCGUGUCUCUCGCCGUCCUUCUUGUGCGCAGGUCUGCGUGGAUGAUCAGCUGCGACCUUUUCCUCAAGGUGUGCACGGCACGGACCCCUGCACUCACUCGACGCCGGUCCGGUGACGUCCACAUGAGAAUGUGCUUUCCUUUGCAGCAAACGCGAUCCCGCCGCUGCAAGAAGGACGACCUGCAGGCCUACUGCCUCGACGACAUGUGAGCAAUCACCAGCAUGCCGACGGACGGGACACUUCGCGGGAGAAGACGUGCCUGGCUGGCAUUCUCUGUUCCCUUCAGGUCGUUUCAGGUUGAGCCGAUUCAGAGUAUGAAGCGAACAUGGGCCGCCGACAGAAAGAAGAAGAGACAGCAGCGAGUCCAGGGCAUUCAUGUGGGAAAGGGAGCUUCCUGAGUGAUCAGUCGAUUGGCGCUUUCCUUGUAUUUUUCGUGGUGGAUCA